CUCUAAUUCUCUUUCCUUAAGUCCUCGUAGAUUUGUUCUGGUGGAAGGGAAAAAUAAAACGCCAUGAUGUUUCCUAUGCGACGCUUUACCUGGAGGCGCUUUCUUCUCUUUGGAUCUGCAUUUGUAUUCUUCUGGAUAUUUGUGUUCAGUCUUACACCACUGACAGCGCCGCUACCUCCGUACACUGGACAAUUUGAGGUCGGCAUUCUGGACCUUGAGGUAGAAGUGGAGAAAAGAGUUAUCAAUGAGGCGAUAUUGAAGGAGACGGGCGAGAAAGCUUUCGAGCUAUCGACCCUCGCAGUAACACUGUACUAUCCAACCAACAAACCUCUUGAUCCAAACAAGCCGGAACCCUGGGCACGACCAUGGCUCCCUCAGCCAAUCUCUUUGAUAGGCACCGGCUACGCUCGCCUUGCUGGCAUCCGUUUCCCGCCAUUCCAAUGGGUCUUCACCUUCCUGCUAUGGGCACUAGGAUCUCGAACCGUAAUUCCAGGCGUCGUGGACGCCCCCUUACUCUCACGGCCUGAAAAGCCCCUCAUCGAUGUCAGCGAUAGUUACUCCAACGAGGCAGGACGCCUCGCUAAUUUCGACGACGACCGAGAAGAGGAGCAUAUCGAGCUCAGAGACGAAGCGAAGGGCUCGCUUCCAUGUGUCGUCUUCACCCACGGCAUGGCCGGCAUGUCGCAGAGCUACUCGCACUACCUAGGUUCGAUAGCGAGCCACGGCGCGGUCGUCGCAGCAGUCGAACACCGUGAUGGCAGUGGUCCAGGAUCCAUUGUGCAUUACCCAGACGGCCGCGAGAAGAAGGUCUGGCACAUGACGCACAACGACUUCGAACCAUCCUCAAACAUGACCCCCCGCGCCCUUCAAAUCGCCCAACUCGCCUUCCGCGAAGCCGAAAUGCACGAAACCGUCCUCCUCCUCCAGCACCUCAACUCCCCCACCACCCCCCUCCACAACCUCAAACCCUCCUCCCCUGAAUCCUCCUCCCUCCCCACCUUCCAAUCCCGCCUCAACCUAACCUCCACAACCGUAAUCGGGCACUCCUACGGCGCAACCGGCGCGCUCCAAGCCCUCAAGCCCCCCAACCCCUUCAUCGCCGGGGGCAUCGCCCUCGACCCAGGAAAGUCCUCCGGCCCCUUAAACCACGACAUCACCUCGCCCAACCUCAUCCUGCACUCAGGCGAGUGGACGGAAAAGCAAACGGCAUUCUACGACCAAGGCCCGCACUUCGGCGUCGUGCGUGACCUCGCGCGCGAGGUCGGGAAAGUCGCGCCCGCGUGGUUCAUGACGCUCAGGGGUACCGCGCACCCGAGCGUCACGGACGCGCCGCUCAUUGUGCCGUGGGUUAUGCGGCUUGUGACGGGGACGCGGGAGGAUGCGAGGACGGCGUUGGCGGAGUAUGUGGAUGUUAGUGUUGCGUUUUUGAGGCGGGUGGGGCAGGGGAGGUGGGAGGGCGGUGGUGGUGAGGAUGUGUUGGGGGAGGAGGCGGGGAGUCCUGAGGGGCCGCUUGGGAAGGGGGAGGAUAGGGGGACGGUUAGGGGGAGGAGGGGUGGGGUGUGGGAGGUUCAUGUUGCGCCGUCUAGUGAGGGAAGUGGUUGA
This is a messenger RNA of Aaosphaeria arxii CBS 175.79, 1602 nucleotides long. RefSeq lists its product as uncharacterized. The record is from RefSeq and is a predicted model, not a curated record. Gene Ontology annotation, molecular function: 1-alkyl-2-acetylglycerophosphocholine esterase activity. The transcript has 3 exons. Bases 64 to 1602 code for a protein of 512 amino acids. Lineage: Eukaryota; Fungi; Ascomycota; Dothideomycetes; Pleosporales.